This is a messenger RNA of Homalodisca vitripennis (glassy-winged sharpshooter), 4249 nucleotides long. RefSeq names its product zinc finger protein 37 homolog. The transcript is spliced from 6 exons. The record is from RefSeq and is a predicted model, not a curated record. The coding region runs from base 64 to 2172 and encodes 702 amino acids. Lineage: Eukaryota; Metazoa; Arthropoda; Insecta; Hemiptera; Cicadellidae.
CGUCAAAUUCGUGAUUUGCCGCCCCGGCGUUUAAUCUUACUGGUUGAAGAUUCAAAAAGUACAAUGAAUUCUUUAUAUGAACGAGAACAAUACAACAGUGCAGCGAUAGCAGUCGGGUUGGAAAUGGAUAUGGAGGUGAAAUCUGAACCAGAAUCUGAAAAUGAGACCUGUGAUUCUACCACGAGUAUAACAUCAUCUGUCGAAGAAGUUCCCUUUACUCUCUCAUCACAUUCCCAAAGUGAAGAAGAACUUGAAGAACCUGAGGAUGAACCUCUGGUGGAAAUUAAUUCAAUAACAGUUCCUCAAGAAGUGGUGGAAGUUAAAUUACAGCCAACUCUGCUACUAUUUGUAAAUAAAGAUUUUACCAGCAGUAGCACUGUAAGGCCCACAGAAGUAUCAACAAAUUUGCCUAUUACACCCGUCAAGGAGCCAGUAGAAAAAUCCUUCUGUAAUGAAAAAGAAGAUGAAUUAGCCAAUAGAAAAGCCAUUACAAGAGCUCUUAGAAAUUUUAAACGAGAGAGUAAAUCCUCCAAAUCUAGUUCAUCUGAGAUUGAUAAUAACAAAAACUUAGGUAAAAGUCAAUUGGAGAACAACUUUGACCUUUGCCCUGAGGAAGAAGUUCCUUCUCCCAGUCAUUCCAGCAGUGAAACAGGUCAUGACAGAUCACUCUCUCCUUUUCCACCAAAUAAUAAAAAUAGGAAACACAAAGUAAUAAAUAGAAAAACGAGAAACAAAGCAAAAUUCAAACAAAAAAAGAGAAAAAAGAAAGUGGUUGAAAAUAAGAAGUUAGUAAAAUCUCUGUCAAGUGCCUCAGAUAAUGAUUCAUUGUUAUCUCCAUCAAUUAAAAGAGUUGAACAAGAUAAUUGUGACAUGGAUAAAGUACAUGGAGGAAAAGAGAACACACAAUACAACAAAGAAAAUUUAUCUACUAAAGAAAAUAAACCAGAUUAUCAAAAUGAUUUCCCAUUAGAAGCUGAUAAAUUAGUCUCAAAAUCAAAUAAAAGUAUGGCAAAAAAAGAUAACAAGCAUGAAAAAAUGGUAAAACCCGAGUCUUACGAUUGCACCGUCUGCAAUAAAAAAUUCAGGCUUAAGAGUCACCUAGCUACACACUCCAGAGCACACGUAAAUAUCCGAAAAUUCAAAUGUAACGAGUGUGGAAAUUUAUACAAAACUAAAGCAAAUUUAUAUUUUCAUAUGAAGACUCAUGAGGAAGCCCCAUUUUUUUGUGAGAAAUGUAACAAAACGUUUCCAGAAAGAAAGAUUCUCACACGGCAUAUAAGAGUUGUUCACAGUGGAGAAGGCAGCUUCAACUGUAACCAGUGUGGACGUUCCUUCAAAUGUGCUUCCAGUUUGGAGUUGCACUACACUUUGCACACUGGCAACAAGCCGUAUGCAUGUAAAAUAUGUGACAAGACGUUUGUGUACAAGAGCACAUACACACUGCACAUGAAGGGCCACAGUGCGGAUGAUAUGUUCAGUUGUGAGUUGUGUCCAAGCGAUGCGACCAGCAAGGGAGAGUUGCGCCGUCGCUGCCACCAUCACUCAGACGCUCGGCCCUGGCUGUGUACCGUCUGUGGCAAGGGCUACCCGCUUAAGGGCACCCUUAAGAACCACAUGAAGUCCCACGAAUCAGACAAACCUUUCAAAUGUAACGAAUGCGGUAAGUCGUUCAUGAAGAAGUCAUCAUAUGAGUGCCAUAUGAAGGCACACAGUGGAGAGAACCCUCAAUACAUGUGUGACCAAUGCUCCCAGUCCUACUACAAUGUUUUUGCCCUCAAGAGACACUACAUGAAACACACUAGUGAACGGAGAUUCGUCUGUGAUAUUUGUAAUAAAGCAUUUUGGAUGAAAGAUGCUUUAAAAGUGCACAAAAGGUCUCAUGCGAAUGUGAAAAUGUUCCAGUGCACGCAGUGUUCAAAAGCAUUUGCUCACAAACAUACCCUUGUAGCUCACUUGAGAUCACAUUCCAGUGAACAACCGUUUGCAUGUAAUGUGUGUCCGAAGACGUUUAUAUACAAGUACAACUUGGACCGCCACCAGCAACACCACUCUCUACCCCCCGCCAUCCAGCCUCUGCCUCCCCCUCCUCCUGCUCCUCUUCCGCUCCCGCCAUCACUCAUCAUGAUGGCCCCUCCUAAACACCUAGAGAUGCCUACUUUACACAUUUUAUAGCAGUUGUAAUUUUUAUAAACAUUGAUAUCAUUUUAUGUGGUAUUUACUUGCCUUUUAUAGAUUUAAUGGUUGUUAAUAAUUGUUAAGACAUUGUGUGUUUUUAUAUAUUUAAAAGUAUAUUUAUUUGUACUGAACUACCAACAUAUCAAUAAAUAUUUGAUAUAACAUUUUUGUGUGAGUCUAUUAUGGAAUUGGUAACGAUGGUUAUAUGACAAACAAUAAAAACUUGAACAGCAAUUAUCAAAGAAACGUAUAGUAAAAAAAUAAUCCACUACUGACUGAAUUAAGACUAUUUUUAAUUAUUUUCAACAUUAUCAUUUUGUGUUUUUUUAAUAUUACAUAUUUGGAGAAGUGAAUAAAACCCAGCACCCUGCUAUGUCUAAAACAUUUUUUUAAGAUACUGUUUGGUUUUAAGUACUACCAUUUGCCAAUGGUUAGGAGUUUUUGAAAACUACUAGUUACUUACAAAACUAAGUGAAUAAAUGUCUUAGUUCUUAAACUAGUAACUAUUAGGUUUUCGUUAAGUCAGCUCCUGGGUAUGUUAGCAGUUAGUAGUUUAUUUGACUUCAGCCAUUGGGGAGUUUAUGCAAGUUCAACCAAAAAAGACAGUGUGGCAACAAUAGAUACUUAAGUGUAAGAAAUAGUUUAAAUUUGAGUAUGAAAUUGUUGAUUUUUAAGCCACAGAUCUUUUGAAUGGAACUGACACAUGCUGGAGAACUUUCUCUCCAAGAAAACAUUUUGAGACUUUCUUACAUUUUUUAUACGAUCUUGGUUUUCAGUCUAGAAUGAAUUAUUACAAGGCCUACAUAUACAACAUAAUUAUAUAUAUUUGUUGUGCUUACAAAAUUUAAUAUAAAGGAUAUAUUUUUUAUAGAAUAUAGGUUCCAUUUAUUCAUACAAGUACAACUAGAACAUUUAGUAAAUUAAUAAAUCUUUGAAAUUGGAUUAUGUAAUAUCUUAAGGCAUUUGUCUUAUAAUAUCAAACUUGUAUUUGAUCUCUUUCCAAUUUAUGUUAUUCAUCUGCGUUUGCUGUAAACAACUUUUCAUUGAAGUAAGGUAUGGAGAGGUCCUUCGUCUCCUCACUAUCAUAGGCCAUAACAAUUUUGGCAUUUAAGUCACAACAUGACACGUAAAUUGUUUCUAGGCCUAGCAAGUGCUAUGAAUGGCAAUUUUUUCAGUUUUGCCGGAUAUGUCUUUAAUUCUGCUAGAUGUUAUUACUUAGAUCUAGUGUUUAUUUAUUCACACCAUUUGAGCACAAUCUAAGACAAACCAGUAGAGCUUAAGUUUUAUUAACUUCACCUCUACAUAUAUAUAUAUAUAUAUUUUUUAAAAUAUUUUACUAACAUCACUUAGAUAUUAUGAAAUUUGUGAAAUUUUAUACUGGUUAUCUUUAUUUUGGACUUUGUCAGGAAUCAUUAUUACAAAUUAAAAUCCAUUCAUCCAACCAUAUAUAAAGUAUUUGAAAUUGAACUUCAUAAAGUCUUUUGUAUAACCUAUUAUUUAACUGUUACUUAUGUGUCAGUCUAGAUCCAGUGAGACCAAGUAAAUAACAGAUCUUUUUACACAAACUUUAGAGUGCUCAAACAAAAAUCAAUAUUUAACUUAAAAAACUACAAUUUUUAUCUAUCGGUUUCUACUUAGGCAAAGCAAUAACAUAUUAAGAUUAAUGUUUUGAGAGAGGGAAAAUAAUAAAAUCAGUUAUAUAUUUUUCACAUUUACCAUUUUCUGCAUACUUGUUGUUUCUCUUGGUAAAAUUAAUAAACUAUUAAAUUCUGCAAAUUUAAAAUUCCAUUUGUGAAGAAAUUAGCAAAAAUUAGGAGUAUUUAUAUUGGUUUUGAAGUGGAGAUGUAAAAAUUAUAUUAACUUGUUGUUGUGAGAAGAUUAUAUUUCAUUGUAAUUAAAUAAGAAAUGUUGUGUGUGGGGUAUGUAUGUAUGUCUUUUGUCCUGUACCAAUUUGUGACAUUCUCUAUAUCCCUCUAACAGUUUGAAUACUGUCCAAUCCCUGGUACCUUCCAUUUCUUCCUCUAUUAUUCUCUCCCUAUUACCGUUUUUAACAAAUACAGUAUUAUGUCCCAUA